CUAGACAUUAUCACAUCCUGAUUCUCCCACGCGAGAGGGCCGCUCCGACUCAUCUCCAUAUCCCGGCCGCUCUCCUCUCGGCUUGUCCCUGAUCGGCAAUGACUGGCAAUGGCGGCGAUUACUUUCCAGUGCAACGCAUUGCCCAGGCGUGUCUCCCAUGUCGACGCAAGAAAUGCCGCUGCACCGGCGACCGGCCCGCCUGUGCCCAGUGCCAGCGUUUAGGAACUGAAUGUACAUAUGUUGAUGAAAACCCCCGGCAUCAUAUUGCUCCUCGCCAGGUCGUCCGUGAUGACCCCGACAGCUCGCAAGAUAAUGCAGGAACGGGAGAAACGCAGGCCAACGAACUGUUACGAAGGAUGGCGACCCUCGAGGCAAAGAUCGAGAAUCUCGGAUCAGGCCUCCAACGGAUCGAGCAGUGCCUGGUAGCCUUGGUGGAUGGCGACCAUUCUCGCCGUACCGGCCUGCUAGCGCCCGCGAAGCAAGGCGGGAACCGUCCCGGGAAAUCCUAUGAGACGACAGAAGGAGCUGUCAGCUCGAACUCCCAGCCGUCCGAUUCCCUCUCUGAGGAUUUCGGAAUCCCGGAAGACGUCUUCAUGGCCGUCAUCGAUACUUACUUUCACUAUUGUCAUAACCAGCCCUACUCCUUCUUUCACGAGGAGAACUUUCGGGAACGCCUGCGAGCGCAAAUGAUCCCAAAGCAUCUAGUCCUGACCGUCAUGGCAGUGGCCGUCAGAUUCUGCCCGCACCCAUACUUCGCUGGACGCGUGCAUGAGGCCUCUGUGGAUUAUGCGAACAGAGCCUGGAAGCUCAUCGUGUCCGACUGCUUCACAGUUGGCAAGGUCGCAGAAGUGUCCACUGUGCAGACGGUUGCUAUGCUUGGUCUUUUCGACUUUACAGCCGGUCGAUCACGCCAUGGGUCAGCAUGGGUGAAGGUUGGGCUAGCCGUGAGGAUCGCCCAGGAUUGCGGGCUCAUGCUGGAGAAUGCCACAUACCUUCCCUACGCGGAGCAGGAGGAAAGACGCCGCGUCUUCUGGUCCGUCUAUCUCUUGGAUCGCCUGGUCUCCUGCGGUCGUGGCCGGCCACCGGCCAUAGUGGAUGCGUCGUGCCAUCUACAGCUGCCGUCCGAUGAAUCAAUAUGGAGGAGCGGGCUGUGGACCAGGACUCAAUCACUGGAUGAAAUGGCGAAUCGCACGCUGUCCAUGUCGCAGAGGCAGGGUGCGUUUGCCCAGGUCAUAGCCAUCGCGCAGAUCUUGGGUCGGAUUGCCCAGUACAUGCUGCAGGACUCCAACAUUCGAAGUCCGCAUCCUCCAUGGGAUCCGAGCUCCGACUUUGCGGCCGUGGAGUCGGACCUGCUGCACUUUGAGGCGUAUCUGGAGAUCCAGGUCUCCGUAAAAGAUGUACUGGCUCCGCAUAUCUCGGCUGAAGGAGUCGUGGAUUCGCAAUGCACCGGCCCCAUCAUCUUUUCCCGGGCCCUAUUCCACCUCUGUUACUGUCUGCUCAACCACCCUUUCCUGAUGCGGCGACGCAUCGACACGUGCCGUAACUUAGCCCCUAUGAGCUUCAUGAAACGAUCCUCCGAUUUGGCUUGGCACCACGCGCAGCAGAUGAUGGCACUCAUCCGCGAGGCACGCAAGUGCGGAUGCUCGUUUCACUCCUCGUCCAGCGGAUAUGCUGUCACCGUGGCGGGCUCCAUCAUAGCAUUGCGCACCUACGAUUCGGAUCCGCAGGCUUUCGAGAAACACCAAGUCUUGCUCGACGAGGCCCUGUUAUAUCUAGACACUGUUGGCCAGCACUGGAGCAACGUGGUUACAAUGGCUUCAACGCUCCGACGGAUGGUCUAUAAUGGAUUCUUAGGCAGCAGCCUAGGCGAUUUGACGCAACUAUUGACGUUUACUAAUGCGGAGGAAGAGACGCUCUGGGCGGUGGUUGACUACAAUACCAUGUCCGAUCAAGAUACUGACGACACGACCAUGGAUGGACAGCCGGCAGACGGAGCUUUACUCAGUUCGUGGGUUGAGCUCUUUGGCGCCGUCGAUUAUUCUUUAUUCCCUGCAAUUAGCACAAUUAGCCAAGAUUGAGGAAGCUGGUAGAGGAGCGGGCUAUGUGGGCUAGAGAACGCCGGGCUUUUGCCGGCUCCCAUGUACGAUGUAUACGAUAGAGGUCGCAUUUUGGUAUACACGAGUACUCAAAACAACUGUGUCACGGCAAAGAAUAACGUCAUGGACUGAAAUAUGAAGUACUUGAUUAAAGCGUGACCCUGCUUGUUGCUAAACACCUUGCAAUACAUAAGAUUAUUCUGUCUGGUUCAUUCAACCAGCAGAGAGCAAGUCU
Molecule: messenger RNA, 2331 nt
Organism: Penicillium brasilianum
Lineage: Eukaryota; Fungi; Ascomycota; Eurotiomycetes; Eurotiales; Aspergillaceae
Source: the annotation of a GenBank genome assembly